CCGGGUCCGGGUGCAGACGGGCGACGCGCGGGCGGGAGCGAGGAUGCUGUCGGUUCCCGCCGAGGUGACCGGGAUCCUGCUGGACGUGGAGGGCACCACCACCCCCAUCGCCUUCGUCAAGGACACUUUAUUUACGUACGUCAAGGAGAAUGUGAAAGAGUACCUGCGAACCCACUGGGCGGAGGAAGAGUGUCAGCAGGAUGUCGCUCUCCUGAGGAAGCAGGCCGAAGAGGACGCCCAGCUGGACGGCGUCGUGUUAAUCCCCGGCGGGUCGGGGGAGGAAGCCGAUGGCCACGAGCGGAUGAUCCAGGCCGUCGUGGACAACGUCUACUGGCAGAUGGCUCUGGAUCGAAAGACCACGGCUCUCAAACAGAUCCAGGGGCACAUGUGGAGGGCGGCUUUCGCGAACGGGUGCGUCAAGUCAGAGUUCUUUGAGGACGUGGUGCCGGCCAUCAGAAAGUGGAGGGAAGCAGGAAUGAAGGUGUAUAUUUAUUCUUCGGGGAGCGUCGAGGCCCAGAAGCUCUUGUUCGGCUACUCUACGGAAGGAGAUAUCCUCACCCCUCCCUCUGCCUUCUCCCUCGCCUCCUCCCAGCUGGUGGACGGUCACUUCGAUACCAAGAUCGGGUCCAAGGUGGAGAGCGAGAGCUACAAGAAGAUCGCGACGAGCAUCGGCUGCUCCACCAACAAUAUCCUCUUUCUGACCGAUAUCCCGCGAGAGGCUCACGCCGCCGAAGAGGCCGACGUGCACGUGGCUGUGGUGGUGAGACCCGGCAACGCGGGCCUGACGGACGACGAGAAGUCUUACUACAGCCUGAUCGACUCCUUCAGCCAACUGGUCCUCCCCGCCUCCACCUAGAGCCCCGAGACCGGGCCGCCCCCCCCCGACCCUUCCUCCGUUUGCCCCCGUGAUGGUCAUCGCACAUUAAAAUGUCUUUACACGUUA
Molecule: messenger RNA, 943 nt
Organism: Ornithorhynchus anatinus (platypus)
Lineage: Eukaryota; Metazoa; Chordata; Mammalia; Monotremata; Ornithorhynchidae
Gene: ENOPH1
Product: enolase-phosphatase 1
Exons: 6
Coding region: 44-856 (270 amino acids)
Molecular function (GO): magnesium ion binding; acireductone synthase activity
Source: RefSeq, a predicted model, not a curated record